Molecule: messenger RNA, 2464 nt
Organism: Athalia rosae (coleseed sawfly)
Lineage: Eukaryota; Metazoa; Arthropoda; Insecta; Hymenoptera; Athaliidae
Gene: NELF-B
Product: negative elongation factor B
Exons: 7
Coding region: 329-2035 (568 amino acids)
Biological process (GO): negative regulation of transcription elongation by RNA polymerase II
Cellular component (GO): nucleus; NELF complex
Source: RefSeq, a predicted model, not a curated record
GCGCGCGACACACGCUGUUCGUUGGUAUUGCGAUUGCGGCCAUUGAAUUCAUCCAAACUGAUCCAAACGUACUACCCCACUGAAAUGCGUACCCUCACAGGAGACAUCGUUAAAUCUUGGUUAAAUAGUUGAUUCGUAACGUCGGAUUCAUUAUUUGACUACUAGUUUGGUUAGAUCAAGAUUGUACGACUCUUGAGUGACAAAUCUGGAUACAAUUUCUUGAGUUAUGCACAAAUGUGAUUGAUUGGUCUUGUUCGGAGAUAUUCCAGAUCAAUUUCUUCAUGAAUCUCUUGUCGGAUGAACACUUUCAAUUUGUGAAGUCUGAAAUAUGAGUGGGAUCAAAAUCACCGAUGGUACAGGCUUGGAGGAUCUCGGUGUUCCCGGCCAAGUUUUUUUGAGAGAUGCUCUGACAAGUUGUACCGAUCCUUUGAAAGCUAUCGAAGAAUUCCAAUUGGAGAAUGGGAUAUUACUACCAUCUCUGCGUCCCAUGUUACCACUACUGGACCUUCAUGGCGUUAGAAGACUUGAUUUCCAUGCCUCAGUCCUGGAAGAACUAAGGGAGAAACUUGUCAAACGCAUAACAGAAAUUGGAGCUGAAAGGGGAGAAAAAGCCGGAGGUGAUCGAAGGCUCAAAGACCUAUUGGCUAAGAGUUUUCCUGCUGUAAGAGUCGCCGCAUUAAGACCAGUCGUGAUGUGUAUUUUAAGAAACACACCUCACAUCGAUGACAAAUACCUCCGUGUAUUAGUCAGAGAGAAGGAACUUUACAACGAUGCCGAUACAGAAGUCAAACGACAGAUUUGGAAGGACAAUCAGAGUCUGUUCGGCGAUGAGGUCUCACCGCUGUUCAGCCGGUACAUCAUUGAGAAAGAACAGGUUUUAUUUGACCAUCGUAAUCUCACUGCACUCUUCUUUUCACCCUCACCCAAAGUCAGACGACAGGGAGAAGUAGUACAAAAGCUUGCCCACAUGAUAGGGCACAGUGUUAAACUUUAUGACAUGGUUCUUCAAUUUUUGAGGACCCUUUUCCUGCGAACAAAAAAUAUUCAUUAUUGUACUCUUCGCGCCGAGCUUCUGAUGGCAUUACACGAUCUAGAGGUUCAAGAUAUAAUAUCUGUUGAUCCUUGCCAUAAAUUUACUUGGUGUCUAGACGCUUGCAUCAGAGAAAAAAAUGUAGACAUUAAGAGGUCUCGAGAGUUGCAGGGAUUUCUCGAUAGUGUCAAGAGAGGCCAGGAGCAAGUGCUUGGUGACUUAAGUAUGACGCUGUGUGACCCAUAUGCAGUAAAUUUUCUAGCAAGCAGUGCAAUUAAGAUAGCCCUCCACCUCAUCAAUGGUGAAGCUUUGCCACGUGACAACGCAGUUCUGGUUCUACUCCUGCGAAUGUUGGCUUUGGGUUUAUCUGCUUGGCAAAUGAUCGAUUCUCAAGAAUUUAAGGAGCCAAAACUUGACAGCCAAGUCGUGACAAAGUUUUUGCCAGCUCUGAUGUCCCUCAUGGUUGACGACCAGAUAAGACAGUUGAACGGAAAGCUUCCACCGGACGAAAGGGAAAGUGCUAUUGCCAUUAUCGAGCACUCUGGACCACCUCCCGAUGCGUGCCAGGCAUAUGCCCAACUUUCAGGAGUCGCGGCUGUACUGUCAAUGUACCACGCAUUGCACGUCGGUGGCGGUGGAGGUGGAGGAAGAGGCAGAGGUGAUGCCCGCGGAUUGAUGCGUGUUUUGGCUACUCUACCGAAUUGCCAGGCUCAGCGAGCAUUUGAAGACCCCUUUUUGCAUACCUUGGUAUCCCUGCUGAUUAUCAACAUGGCUGACGAAUUCUCAGGAGAAUCGUUUUGCACAGUAAUUUUUGAUGAAUUCUUUCUGGCGGGUUUAGCCAGGGACAAUGUGACUAGACAUCUGUUAAAACUUCUAUGGUAUAUUCACCUUAAGCUACCUCCCACACGAUUGCAUACUCUCCUGAAAGCUCUGCAACCCAACAGUCAGCACAACGAAGCUGUACAUACUUUGUACCAGUCGCUUCGCGAGAAGAUCGGUAGUUGACUAGAUAAAAGUAUUUUGACAUUGCCAACGUCGAUGGAUACCCUUGGGAGUCCCCUAUUCUCUACUCGAUUUUCUUUCCUGUGAUGAACUAGGAACGCUGAUGUAACGCUUGUAUCAUACGAUACCUCUAGAUCUUAUAACUUCAGUUACAUCUGAGACGAGUAGUUUUCUGAGAUUGAAUAUAACAAGAUAAGGCGAUGCUAUGAAUUGACGAGUGAUAAAACACGCAAAACAACAAGUCAAGGUCAUGGUUUUGAUGAAAUUAAUGCAGUCAAUGCUUAACUAUGAUCAGAAAAGUAAAUCAAUGUGCACAAAGGUUUUGCAGCACAUGGCCCACAUUGUGCAGCAUCGAUAUAUCAUGCUCCGCUAUUAUUUCAGACCAUAUUUUUAUUUCAUCAACAUGGCACAAUAAAAUUUGUUUAUAAACGA